Syngnathus typhle (broad-nosed pipefish) is the source of this 2922-nucleotide messenger RNA. It is a transcript of the gene noxa1, whose product is annotated as NADPH oxidase activator 1. Gene Ontology annotation, biological process: superoxide anion generation. Bases 314 to 1891 code for a protein of 525 amino acids. Gene Ontology annotation, molecular function: protein binding; superoxide-generating NADPH oxidase activator activity. Lineage: Eukaryota; Metazoa; Chordata; Actinopteri; Syngnathiformes; Syngnathidae. The transcript is spliced from 17 exons. The record is from RefSeq and is a predicted model, not a curated record.
CCCUUAAAGGAAUGCGAGUAAAUUACUUCCUUGUAGCAGCAGGGUGGAGACUUAGAAGUGUAGACCUAUUUCAGUAAUUCUUACUUCUCUAUUUACAUGGAAGAAAAUUACAAGGCAGCAAGAAAUUUUAAUUCAAAAGUCAGCGCUUCACACCAGAAGGAAUGUGGUUAAGUUACUUCCUUGUAGGAGCAGACUGGAGACUUAGAGGUGUUGACCUAUUUCAGUAAUUCUUACUUCCCUGUUUCCGCAAAAGAAAAUCACAAAGCAGCAAGACAUUUUAAUUCAAAGUCAGCUCUUCACACCAGAAGCGAAAAUGCUUUAUACAGAGUUACUGCAAUUGUGGAAUGAAUCUGUGCAUGCAAUGGAUAACAAGGACUGGCAAGGAGCUCUGGAAAAGCUGGACCAGAUUACUGAACCAACAUAUCGUACUCUCUUCAAUGCUGCAUCAGCACACAUUUGUCUGGGGCAGCUGGAUGCUGCCCUUAUGGCUUUAGAUCUCACAAUCGUCAAGGAUCAACAUCUCGCAGUUGCAUUCUUCCAGAGAGCAGCGGUAAUGAUGCAGCUUGACAGGUUGGACGAGGCUCUGUCUGACUGUGUCUGGGCACAGACACACUUGAGAGGAAAUAUGGUCAUUGACUAUAGACAACUUGGGCUGCGUUAUAAACUCUACAGCUGGCAGGUGUUACAUAAUGCAGCAGCUGUGUACUGCCGAAUGGACCAGUGGGAUCAAGCCAGAGAUAUUCUCAUCUCACAAACUCAAGGGGGGAAUUUAGAAAUGGCUUUGGACAGUGUCCUGAGAAAGGAAACCCUUGCACCUCUCAAUGUACCUGAGGGUGUGGUGUUUCGUCCCAGGAAAAAGGAUGUGGAACAACUCAAGCAGAGAGACUUCUUAGGAAAGUCAAAGGUCAUUUCAUCCAUGAUUCCCAACGAUGAUUUUGGCGGAUUUGAACCUCUCAGGUUACAGAAACCUGGUUAUUAUCAACCCAUAGUAGAUGGUGCUAAGGAGUGCCGCUACAUGUGUAUGACAGUCCCUUACAUGGCUCGAGGCCCAGGCCACUUGACAGUGCCAGGCGGUUCUAAGAUAUUUUUAUAUGAAGAUCAGGACAAGGACGGGAUGGCAACUGUCAUAUAUGAUGGACAGAGAGGACUUGUGCCAAUGUCUCUGCUCAAGCCGGCAGAUAUCAAGAUGACCACAAGCAAAACUGAGAGUACACUUGCUACUGGGAUUCCCCUCCCUCCUGGUCUGAAGCCACCCUCUCGUCCACAAAAUUGGUCUCGAACAGCAGCUACUAGUUGGGGAGGACAGUUUUCUUCAGAAACACCACCUCCAUCCUACUCAACUGCUACCCAUACUGAACUGCCAGCCCCAGACCCUCCUAAGUACACAGCCAGUUCAGCCAGUAGUAAAGAUGUCACCUCAGUUCAAGAAGUAGAAACAGACUCUGUGGUUGUAAAAGUUCACUAUACAUACACCAUGGCACUGUCAAUACAUUCAAAUGCAUCAUACCAUGAACUGAAGGAAGAAAUUGCUCAACAAUUGGAUCAGCCAGCAUCUUCUCUGCGCCUCAGACAUAGGAAGCAUGGCUCUCGGGUACUUGUACCACUUGAAUGGGAAUUAGAGCCAGGGAGGACCAUACAAGAGUUCUCGGAGUCUGGCAAAACAACUUUGUGGUGUCAGGCAGAAGACUCUCUGCGCAACCAUACCAUCCUCUACCAAAUGGUGGCACUAUAUGAUUAUGCUGCUCAGGGUCAAGAGGAUUUGGAGUUCAGCGAAGGGGAUACCAUUGACAUCCUUUGUGAAGUAAACGACGAGUGGUUGGAGGGACAUUGUGCAGGGAGAAUAGGCAUCUUCCCCAGCAGCUUUGCCAUGAGGGAAAAUGAAAUCUUGUGAUGUCUUGAGUUUUAAAAAUUGAGCUGUGCUGAAUAAUAUUUCUUUAAGUUCAAAUCAGUGUCAUUACACCCUUCAGUUCAACCCUGCAAAACAGUUUCUCUUUUGUUUUCUUUUUACUUUUUUUAAACCACUAAGAUGGCGCAAUGUAAUGGGUGUCUGUUUUUGUUUGUUAAUCACACAAAAAUGUAAUCUUACACCCUAAACACCAAGAUUACCACGCCUAGAACCUAAGAGGGAAGCAAAUUGGCUUGUGUCGUAAUAUUAAUUGAGUUUGUUAGCUUUUCCAUGUUCAGAGUUCGAUGUCAAGUUAUUAUAAAUAAGCACAGCUUCCCUACUUGAAAAAUAUUCAUUUGUCCGCACAAGAUUUGAUCUGGAUUUCAUCCAAUCAUCAAGACCCUUUUUUUUUCUUUUGUCUCGUUUAAUUUUACCAUUCAAUAAUUUGACAGUUCCUCAAGAUGUUUCAUGUAUUACACAGGUGUCAAACCCAAGGCCCGGACGCCAGAUACGGCCUGCCACAUCAUUUUAUGUGGCCUGCAAAGACAAUUUGUGCAUCAAAUUCGUGUCAUUACUAGAAUUGCAAAUUGUCUUCACGUUUAAUAAUAGCUUUUUUAAAAAUAUUUGACCAGUUUUUACUCAUCUGAUUUGAAAAUGAUUUAUUUAUCAGUUUGAUUUGUAGCUGUAUAUAAUAUGGAGGUGCUCAAACAUUUAUUUGGGUUGACAGUCAUAAUGGCCCUCAGAAAGAAGCUAUAACUACAAUGCGGCCCGCAAAAAAAAAUUGUUUGACACCCCUGAUGUAUUACUGGCACUGAGUCUGAAUUAGAUUCAGCUGUUUGAGAAGAGAAUCUGCAAAAGCAUGUCAUUGCAAAUAAGUAAAACCGAAACUUACGACACAUUUGUUACAACUUAAGUUACUCGUUUCACUUUUCUCCAUAACUAAUGUUGUCACUGUUGUUUUAACUCAUUUGUUUAAUAUGAAAUAAUUGAUUUGCAUGUUCUUAUUGCCCUCUAAUACAAAAUGUUUCUAAAAAUGA